CCUCUCUAUCUCCUCUUUGGGGCUUGGCCGCCUGUAGGGGGCAAUGAGAAGAACAGGCCGGCCUAGGCGAGGAGAUGUCAAAGAGUCGCCGCCUCUCAAUCUCGCUAGUGGUGGGGGCAACAGCCGCGGCAGGCGAGCUCCUCCUUCUCCUACGCGCCUGCCACCUCAGGAAGAGAAGCAUAAGGGCCAGAGUGCAGACGCGGAGCCCGAUCGCAGCCCCAGACAAGACGCCAUAAGCGAACCAACCGCCGCUGCCUUCUUACUCCGCGGGCUGCAACAGUCGCUGGGGAGGCAGCUUCCCGGUGGGGCCUCUCCUCACGCAAUGAAGAGGGGAGGACAAAGCAGGAAAGGGACCAAAAGCGACUCUCAGAAGCAAGCGAAGCGGGACCGCUUGGCCCACGAAUUCGGCGAAUGGCAAGACUGGCUGCGCGAUACUCUGAGGGAAACAGGCUUCUUUAUUGCACAAACGGAUAGCAAAAUAUGGCUUACACUUAUAAUGGCUGCUGUUGCUGGAAUCCUUCACUGGUAUCACAUAACAACUCUCUUUGAAAAUGAUCGUCACUUUUCUCAUCUUUCAACUCUGGAACGGGAAAUGGCAUUUCGAACUGAAAUGGGUCUCUAUUAUUCCUACUUCAAGACUAUCGUUGAAGCACCAUCAUUUUACAGUGGAGUUUGGAUGAUUAUGAAUGAUAAUCUAACUGAAUAUCCUCUUGUAAUAAACACACUGAAAAGAUUUAAUCUCUAUCCAGAGGUUGUGUUAGCCAGCUGGUACCGCAUAUAUACAGGGGCAAUGAACUCUUUUGGCAUUCACACACAAAAGUGUUGGACUGUGAAUAGAGGGGAAGGUCUGAGCCCUGUUGAAAGCUGUGAAGGAUUAGGAGACCCUGCUUCUUUUUAUGUGGCUAUGAUAUUUCUUCUAAAUGGAUUGAUGGUGUCAGUUUUCUUCCUAUAUGGCACAUAUCUAAGUGGGAACAGAUUUGGAGGGUUACUUACAAUCGCAUGCUACUUUUUCAACCAUGGGGAGAGUACCCGUGUGAUGUGGACUCCUCCUCUCCGUGAAAGUUUUUCUUAUCCCUUCCUUGUGGUUCAGAUGUUAUUAUUAACAUACAUUCUCAGGACGCAGAAUGUUAAUAGAAGAAGCUUGAUUGCAUUAUCUGUUUCUAAUGUUCUAUUCAUGCUUCCAUGGCAGUUUGCUCAGUUUGUUCUUUUAACCCAGGUAGCCUCUGUUUUUGGUAUAUAUAUUUUGGGAUUUAUUGAUUCAGCCAAACUACAGAAGAUACUUUAUGCACAUAUGGUAUCACUUGCUAUAUGCUUCGUCUUUAUGUUUGGAAACUCUAUGUUGAUGACAUCCUAUUAUGCUGCCUUUUUGAUAGUCAGCUGGAGUAUUCUGGAACUGGGCCCUAAGUACCUGAAAUUGCAUACUAAAAAUAUUCCUUUGUGGGCUUUGGAAGGAUUUUCUUGCCUCCUUGGGACAAUUAUUUUGAAAUUCUUGAUGUGUCUAAUAUUUGGAAUAUCUGAUGAUGUCCAUAUAAGUAAUCUGUUAAAAGCAAAACUUAUUGGUUAUAGAGAUUUUGAUACAUCUAUGUAUACUUGUGCUGUGGAGUUUGAUUUCAUGGAAAAAGAGACUCCAGUUAGAUAUAUGAAGACAUUUCUGCUUCCAGUAGUUUUUAUUGUUUUUUCAGUAAUCGUUAUAAAGGUGUUUCGAUACAUUAUGCUUAAAAAGAAAUCUUCUGAAAGACAGGAGUAUUAUUUUAACCAGGGUGAGAUCGUAUACCAUGCAUUGCAACUAAUUUUUUUUACUAUACUUGCCAUUUUAAUAAUGAGACUAAAGUUGUUUCUGACUCCACAUAUGUGCAUUAUGGCAUCCUUGAUAUGCUCAAAACAGUUAUUUGGAUGGGUUUUUUACAAAAUCCAACCUGGAACACUUGUUCUUGCAAUUUUGGCAAUGAUGGCAUUUGAGGGAAUAGCAAAUCUUCAAAAAGAAUGGAGUAUUGUGGGAGAAUUUAGCAAUUUGCCCCAGGAAGAACUACUGUUGUGGAUAAAAGCAAAUACUAAGCCAGAUGCUGUUUUUGCCGGUGCAAUGCCUACAAUGGCAAGUGUAAAACUAUCUGCACAACGACCUAUUGUGAAUCAUCCCCAUUAUGAGGAUGCGGGUUUACGGGCAAGAACGAAAAUCGUUUAUUCCAUGUAUAGCCGAAAACCUGCAAAAGAAGUUAAAAAAGGACUAUUAAAAAUGGGAGUAAAUUACUACAUUUUAGAAGAUUCUUGGUGCCUGAGGCGAACAAAGCCUGGUUGCAGUAUGCCAGAAAUUUGGGACAUAGAAGAUCUUGCCAAUAUCGGGAAAAUUCCUUUAUGCAAUCUCAUGUGCAAAGAUUCCAGGCCAUACUUCAGGACAGUGUUCAACAAUAAUAUAUUCAAAAUAUUGGAAGUUACCAGAGAAUGAUUCUUCAGUACUGUAUCAUUUUUGGUAGUAUAUGUUUUAAAUCAGCAUUUAUUUGUUUUCUUGAAAAAAAUUCUGCUUGAAUUUCAAGACCAUUAAAAAAUAAAAAUAAUUGAUGUUAAUUACAGGCAACAUUAGAUUUGACUUGCAUUCCAGAUUAUUCAACACUCAAGCUUUUUAUCAUUUGAAGCAAUUGAAGCUCUGUACCCAUGUCAUUGGAAGACGUCCUUAGCAAUCCAAUUGUAUUUAUUGAGAAGUAAUGUCCAGUUGAAAAAAGAUAGAAAUAAUUUUAGUUUGGAACUAUAGGCUUUCUAAGAUGGAAUACUACUCUUUAAAAUAUAAACAGUUAACAUUUACCUUGGCCCAAAUUUGUCUCUUUCUGGGACAGUUGUUUACAAUUUAUAUGCAAAUGUUUAUUGCAUUUCAACACUUCUUAAUAAACAUUGAUCCUAAGAAAUUGAGCAAAAAAUAUUUGUAGAAAAUAAUGCCAAAAUCAGUGAAAUUGUGCAGACAAUGAUUCCUAGCAAGAGUGUUGCAAUUUUAAACCCUGAACGAAUAAGAGUUGAUAAAACCUAAAACAUUUUCUCAUAUAUAGUCAUCAUUAUAUUGGUAAUUCAAUUUCCUUUUCAUGCUUUUCCUUUCUGAAUAAGCAUAGUUUUUUUAAAGAAAGGAUGGUUUCCAUGACCCUAUAUUACCAUAAAUAGCUGUUUACUUUAUUAAAACUUAUUACUUAUUCACUUAUUACAACUUGUUUAUUUGUUCUGCUUUAAAAUUGAGUACCUUAGAAUUUACAUUGAGCCAGAUGAUACAUCACAAGACAGAAUGCUUCUAAAUUCUUGUUUAUCAAGGCUGAGAAAGCAUUACAGUGUAUGUGUUAAUCUUUACUAUUCCUUUCUUUUCUUUUUUCUUUUUCUUUUUUUUUGGUAGAAUAUUACAUCCAAACCAGAAUUCCUGAUUUGUUGUUUUUUAACAAGCCAAACUUAGAAUCCAACAUUUAUUCUUGGCUUGCUUAUUGUCUUGGAUCCAAUAUUCAAGUGAUCCUUUUCUGAAUAGUUUUUUAAACCCUUUCACUGGUAGCAG
Messenger RNA from Pseudonaja textilis, 3520 nucleotides. Lineage: Eukaryota; Metazoa; Chordata; Lepidosauria; Squamata; Elapidae. The record is from RefSeq and is a predicted model, not a curated record.